Solanum verrucosum is the source of this 516-nucleotide messenger RNA. Its product is annotated as LOB domain-containing protein 1-like. The transcript is spliced from 2 exons. The coding region runs from base 1 to 516 and encodes 171 amino acids. NCBI's taxonomy places the organism in Eukaryota, Viridiplantae, Streptophyta, Magnoliopsida, Solanales, Solanaceae. The record is from RefSeq and is a predicted model, not a curated record.
AUGGCGGAUUAUUCUUCUUGUUCAACAGAAAAUAGAAGUCUGUUUACCCCUUGUGCUGCGUGUAAAUUUCUCCGUCGCCGAUGUUUGGAAGAUUGCCUGUUAAAGCCUUACUUUCCACCCAAUGAGCCCAUGAAAUUCAUCGUCGCUCAUAAAAUAUUUGGAGCAAGCAACAUCAUCAAGUUGCUGCAGGAGCUUCCAGCAACACAAAGAGCAGAUGCAGUUAAGAGCCUUGUUUAUGAAGCAAAUGCAAGGAUGAGAGAUCCAAUAUAUGGAAGUGCUGGUGUAAUUUCCCAUCUUCAUGACCAAAUGACUAAACUCCAAGCACAGGUUGCUUUGACACAAGCUCACAUCUCUAAUUUACAAUCCCAAAAUGCAAAUUUGAUGACUUUAAUACCCAAACAACAAUCAUUAUCAGAUCAUUAUUAUCCAUUUCAAGAUUCAACCCCUUUGUCACAUGAUGAUGAUACUGAUAUUUGGCAUCUUGGUGAGACAACUUGGGAGUCUUUCUGGUCAUGA